AUGGAAGCAGAUGGGAGAUAUGGAGGACAGGGGCGUGGAGGAUUUGGCUUCGGCGGAAAUUCUGGGAUGGGUGGAGGCGCAGGCUACGGGCCGGGAGGAGGAUGUGGGCCUGGCUACGGUCCCGGUGACUACGGUGGCGCGUCGGGAGGCUACGGUCGUGGUGGUUGCGGGCCAGGAGGAUGCGGACCUGGCAGCUACGGACCUGGCGGAGGCUGUGGGCCUGACGGUUGGGGGUCCGGUGGCUAUGCACCAGGAGGAUGCGGCCCUGGCGGUUACGGACCAAAUGGUUGCGGACCUGGUGGUUACGGGCCGGGUGGUUUCGGACCGGGUGCCUGCGGCGCUUACGGACCUGGUGGCUGCGGACCCGGCGGUUGUGGGCCCAACGGUUCUGGACCUGGCGGUUGCGGACCUGGCGGUUGCGGACCUGGUGGUUGUGGACCUGGUGGUUACGGGCCCGGCGGUUGUGGACCCGGCGGUUGUGGACCUGGCGGUUGUGGUGGUGGUUGCGGUGGGCCUGGAGGAUACGGUGGGCCGGGUGGUUGUGGACCUGGUGGCUGUGGGCCAGGUGGGUAUGGGCCGGAGGGAGGUGUUAACUUCGCUUUUACAGGCGGUGCUGUUGACGUUGGCUCAUCCACUGGAAGAUAUCCGUACUAUGGUGACGAAGGUGCCUCACGCUUUGGUGGAGGCUUCGGUGGUGGAGGCUUUGGCGGAGGUUCCUGUGGAGGCGGACCUGGCGGUGGACCUGGCGGGUUACCUGGUGGGUUCGGAGGUGGAGGUGGACCUGGUGGAAUGGGCGGCUAUGGCCCGGGAGGUCCAGGCAGAGGACCUCGAGGCUUCGGGGCGGCGGGAAGAGGCAAUUUGCCAGUGAAAGUGAUUACCCGAGAGGUGCCAAAAGUAGAAGUCAAGCAGGUGGAAAGGGUCGUGGAGGUUCCCAACAUAGAGUACGAGGACCGUCUUGUGGAAGUUCGCGAGGUCCGCGAGGUGGUUCGACGCGUCCCACGCAUCGAAGUGCGAGAAAUCCCGAUUGAGAGGGUAAUUCAGGUACCCAAGAAAAUUGUUCAGGAGGUGGAAACGCCUGUCUAUCGUCCAGUGCCACAUCUGGUGAAGCAAGAGGUGGAGAGGGAAAUUCCCAUCCCAAAGACCUACACGCAGACACUGGAGGUCGUGAAGCAGGUAUCAGUUCCAACCAACGAAUCUGGUGCUGUUCUGGCACAGUCUGCCGUGGCACCGCAGACAGCGCAGGUUGCAUCCGUGCCACCUGCAGUGGUGCACGCACCCAGCGUGAGCAGAACGUAUGCACUACCGGCCAUCCCCAGCACAGGUCCAGGAUCUGCUUGCAUGGGUACUCCUACGGACAAGACGCCCGUGGCGCUCUCGACGGUGUCGCCUUCUAUGCCUUAUGCUGGGCAGACAAUGCAGACAUUGCCAGCCCAGGUGCCUCCAAGUGCUGUUGGGGCUGCGACACCUCCCGCAAUGUAUCCCGCUUCGGCACUGGCAACUUCGAGUACGGCCGGUCGCAGCAUGUGCGCGUCGGUGGGCUCCAUGGCUCCCGGCAGCGUGCAGACGGGCAUCGUCGCGCCUGCCGUCGCUUCGAUGGCACCGCCUGCGCUGCCAUCGCAGCCGAUUCAGACAUACACUCAGGGAAGCAUCGCCUACCCGGCCUACCCGUCGGUGAUGUUCGCGACUGGCGGAGCUAGUGCGGCCGGAGCCGCGACUCCGCCCAUGGCGCCCAGCUCCGCGGUUAUCCAGGGGACAGGCAACCUGUCACAGGCUGCGAAUCCCUUUGCUACCGUGCAAGGGGGUCUCGUGGUGCCACAAGCACAGGCCGGCAGCGACCUUUUCAGCAGACUCGAUGCUGAUGGCAGCGGCACCAUCACGCGAGAGGAGUUCGAGAAGGCGACGCCCACAAAUGUGGUGGGCAGCGGCGUGAUGUACGCAUCGGUGGGCUCCAUGGCUCCCGGCAGCGUGCAGACGGGCAUCGUCGCGCCUGCCGUCGCUUCGAUGGCACCGCCUGCGCUGCCAUCGCAGCCGAUUCAGACAUACACUCAGGGAAGCAUCGCCUACCCGGCCUACCCGUCGGUGAUGUUCGCGACUGGCGGAGCUAGUGCGGCCGGAGCCGCGACUCCGCCCAUGGCGCCCAGCUCCGCGGUUAUCCAGGGGACAGGCAACCUGUCACAGGCUGCGAAUCCCUUUGCUACCGUGCAAGGAGGUCUCGUGGCGCCACAAGCACAGGCCGGCAGCGACCUUUUCAGCAGACUCGAUGCUGAUGGCAGCGGCACCAUCACGCGAGAGGAGUUCGAGAAGGCAAUUCAGCAAGGAAUCGUCAGCUGA
Messenger RNA from Symbiodinium sp. CCMP2592, 2331 nucleotides. NCBI's taxonomy places the organism in Eukaryota, Dinophyceae, Suessiales, Symbiodiniaceae. The record is from the annotation of a GenBank genome assembly.